GAGGUGACAACAAAUUUCAUUAAAGUGAAUUCUCAAAGAAGGCAACAGAAGAGAGAAGCAAAAUGCCGAAACCAAUCAAUGUCCGGGUAACUACAAUGGAUGCUGAGCUGGAAUUUGCCAUUCAGCCUAAUACCACUGGCAAACAACUCUUUGACCAGGUGGUGAAAACAGUUGGCUUGCGUGAGGUCUGGUUUUUUGGGCUGCAAUACGUGGAUAGCAAAGGUUAUUCUACUUGGCUUAAACUAAAUAAAAAGGUGACACAGCAAGAUGUUAAAAAAGAGAAUCCUCUACAGUUCAAGUUCAGAGCUAAAUUCUUCCCUGAAGAUGUUUCUGAGGAAUUAAUUCAAGAAAUAACCCAAAGACUUUUCUUCUUACAAGUUAAAGAAGCCAUCUUAAAUGAUGAGAUAUAUUGCCCACCAGAAACGGCAGUUCUUUUGGCUUCUUAUGCUGUCCAAGCCAAGUAUGGCGACUAUAAUAAAGAGAUCCACAAACCAGGCUACCUAGCUAACGAUAGACUUCUACCCCAACGUGUUUUGGAACAGCAUAAACUGACAAAAGAACAAUGGGAAGAAAGAAUACAGAACUGGCAUGAAGAACACAGAGGAAUGUUAAGGGAAGAUUCUAUGAUGGAAUACCUGAAGAUUGCACAAGAUCUGGAAAUGUAUGGAGUCAACUAUUUUGAAAUAAAAAAUAAAAAAGGAACUGAAUUGUGGCUAGGCGUGGAUGCUUUGGGUCUCAAUAUUUAUGAACAUGAUGACAAGUUAACACCUAAAAUUGGUUUUCCUUGGAGUGAAAUAAGAAAUAUUUCAUUUAAUGACAAGAAAUUUGUUAUAAAGCCAAUCGACAAAAAGGCACCUGAUUUUGUUUUUUAUGCGCCUCGUCUGAGAAUCAAUAAACGGAUUCUGGCAUUAUGUAUGGGAAACCAUGAACUGUACAUGCGCAGGAGAAAGCCGGACACCAUUGAAGUCCAACAGAUGAAGGCCCAGGCGAGAGAGGAGAAACACCAGAAGCAGCUGGAGAGGGCACAGUUAGAGAAUGAAAAGAAGAAAAGAGAGAUAGCAGAAAAGGAGAAGGAAAGAAUAGAGCGUGAAAAGGAAGAACUUGUGGAACGUCUGCGGCAAAUUGAAGAACAGACAAUGAAGGCCCAGAAAGAACUGGAGGAACAGACUCGGAGAGCUCUAGAGCUGGACCAGGAACGAAAGCGAGCCAAAGAAGAAGCCGAGCGGCUGGAAAAGGAGCGUCGGGCUGCCGAAGAGGCCAAAGCCGCUGUAGAGAAACAGGCUGCGGACCAAAUGAAGACUCAGGAACAGCUCGCAGCAGAACUUGCUGAAUUCACUGCCAAGAUUGCACUUUUAGAAGAAGCCAAGAAGAAAAAGGAAGAAGAGGCUACUGAGUGGCAACACAAAGCUUUUGCGGCCCAGGAAGACUUGGAAAAGACCAAAGAAGAGUUAAAAACUGUGAUGUCUGCCCCCCCUCCCCCUCCGCCGCCGCCACCAGUCAUUCCUCCAGCCGAGAGUGAGCACGACGAGCAUGACGAGAGUAGUGCCGAGGCCAGUGCGGAGUUGUCCAGCGAAGGGCUCACGCACCACAGGAGUGAGGAAGAGCGCGUGACAGAGACACAGAAAAACGAGCGUGUUAAGAAACAACUCCAGGCACUAAGUUCAGAAUUAGCCCAAGCCCGAGAUGAAACCAAGAAAACACAGAACGAUGUUCUUCAUGCUGAGAAUGUGAAAGCCGGCCGCGACAAGUACAAGACUCUGCGGCAGAUCCGACAAGGCAACACAAAGCAGCGUAUUGAUGAGUUUGAAGCAAUGUGGGGACCCAAACUGUACGCACUGUUCCAGAUGCGCUCAUGCCAAAGCAGCAUAAAGCAAAUGUAACCUUUAGGAAGAAGGCUCCCUUCCUCGCUAGGUAAGUACGACGGGUAGCGGGGCC
Echinops telfairi (small Madagascar hedgehog) is the source of this 1935-nucleotide messenger RNA. It is a transcript of the gene RDX, whose product is annotated as radixin. Gene Ontology annotation, biological process: regulation of cell shape; regulation of organelle assembly; positive regulation of early endosome to late endosome transport. The record is from RefSeq and is a predicted model, not a curated record. Gene Ontology annotation, cellular component: cytoskeleton; filopodium; microvillus. Bases 63 to 1880 code for a protein of 605 amino acids. The transcript is spliced from 14 exons. Lineage: Eukaryota; Metazoa; Chordata; Mammalia; Afrosoricida; Tenrecidae. Gene Ontology annotation, molecular function: cell adhesion molecule binding; actin binding.